Molecule: messenger RNA, 2912 nt
Organism: Ctenopharyngodon idella (grass carp)
Lineage: Eukaryota; Metazoa; Chordata; Actinopteri; Cypriniformes; Xenocyprididae
Gene: cd82b
Product: CD82 molecule b
Exons: 9
Coding region: 235-1014 (259 amino acids)
Cellular component (GO): membrane
Source: RefSeq, a predicted model, not a curated record
GCACGUUCCUGGUAGGCACAAUAACUAGUGAUUAUGGCAGAACUCUGACUUUGGCGGAAACUAUGGUCUUUAUGGUAAUUGGUGUUCAAUCAGUCAGUCAGGGCAGUAAAGGGUUAAACAGGGGGUUCUCCAGCUUCUCUCGUCUUUUUGUUCAGACUGCAGAACGACAACGAACUUACUGACAUCUGCUCAACGGAUCUUCCUUUUGACUUGACACAAAAGAGAGCAGCAGUCAUGGGGAAAGGAUGCAUUGCUGCCACCAAGUACUUCCUGUUCUUGUUCAACCUCCUGUUCUUUAUUUUUGGAGCUGUAAUCAUGGGCUUUGGAUUAUGGGUCAUGCUGGAUAAUCAGAGUUUCAUCACGGUUUUACAUGAGUCCUCCACAACGCUGAAAGUUGGCGCCUACAUCUUGAUUGGGAUUGGAUCUCUGUCCAUGAUCAUGGGUUUCCUGGGCUGCAUCGGUGCCAUCUAUGAGGUCCGCUGCCUUCUUGGACUGUACUUCACCUGUCUCCUCCUCAUCCUCAUAGCCCAGGUGACGGCCGCUGUUCUCAUCUACUUCCAGCGAGACCUGCUGAAACAUGAGAUGUCCACUAUUGUGAACAAAAUUCUGGUGAACUACAGCGGUCAUAACAAGACAUCUGAGCAUGCCUGGGAUUAUCUCCAGAGAACGAUGAAGUGCUGUGGUUGGACUGGACCAUCUAACUGGACGGAGAACAUCUUGAUAAAGUCUGAAAAGAACAAUUCCCAGAAUCUGUAUCCAUGUUCCUGCAGAAAUGAAUCCAUCAGUGGCACGGAUUUGAAAGAAACAGGCUUGUGUCCUUCUUUGUCCUCUGAGUGGCCUGUCUUCACUACGGGUUGUAUAUCUAGUGUGGAGGACUGGUUCCUGAGGAACUGUGGAGUCAUUCUGGGAGUCUGUGUUGGAAUAGCAGUGAUUGAGCUUUUAGGGAUGAUCCUAUCCAUGUGUCUGUGCAAGACCGUCCAACAGGAGGAUUACACCAAAGUACCUAAAUACUGAGAGCAACGCCCCCUUCAGUGACUCAGUGUUACAGCCUCUGCACACCAGCAGAACAACUGGAACAAAACAGACCAGACACCAUCUGGUCACACACACAUACACUUUUUUCACUUUAUUAUCCCCUUUAAACAUUGAAACAUCACCCUGUUUGGGAUCAACAGUUUUCGAUUGUUGUAUCUCUUUGUUUUAAAGAAACUAGUGUUAUAUAGAUGGAUCUUUUUCUUGUUCGUGCUCUGCAGGGUCUGAAUAGCUUUAUAUAUUUGAUCUCUCACUCUUGCGUAGUUAUACUGUACGCUGACUGGUUUUCAUCGUUAGUUAAAUCUGAGAGCACUUUAGUGAAUAGAGAGUUGGGAAAGAGCUUUUAGCUAAAUAUUUGUAUAAAACGGAGGGGAAAAUCUACACCUGUUUUAUCAAAAAAAAAAUGUUUUUGUAUGACAAUUGUGUACUUUCAGUUCACUUAUGUAUAUAUCAAUACUUCAAUGAGGUUUGUUCUUAGUGAGUAACUACAUCCUAGUUAUCGCAGCACUUAAUGAUGGCUUUUCCAUGUUAUUAGCCGGGUUGGGUCACUCAGGGUGGAGGCAGGUGCGGUAUGGAUAAAGAUGGCUGCGGUUGAGGAAUGGUAGCGCAGAUGACAAGACUGAAGUCUAGAACGGCGUAAUGUAGUGUUUCUUGUGGUUUACAUGCGAGUCGACCUACAUCGCUCUGUGGAUCAGGGUGUGGAUGUGGGUUUAGUUUGUGCGCGUAUCCCACAGUUCCUUACGCUGUGCUGGUGUGGGUGAAAACAGCUGUGCAUGAGUGUCGAUAACAGAUCCUGCUGACUAGCUUCAGCUGUAGGCUGCGGGACCAGAGCAAAAUCCACAGAUGUGACAUCUGUCUUCCUGUUACUGACCCUAUUUCAGCUGAACCAAAAGUUGUGUAAGGCUUUGCGUUUCUACUUUUUAAUAUUUUUGUUUAUGGUUUUAUUACUUCGCGUGAAGCUGAUGUGAAGUGUUAGUCCAGAACAGAAGCAAAAGAAGCUUCCUCUGAGAAGGUAAGAGCAAGGAAUGACCCGGCCGCUGUCCGUAAGGACAUUUUUCAAACACUCUGUUGCUUUUUGACAAAGAAGUCUUUUUGUUUCCUAGAUCAGUCCUUUACAGUAAACUGCCGGUUGUAUUGUAAUGUGAUAGACCUAGAAGAGAGAGAAAUUAGUCAUGUAUCUUUAUGAUUUUAAAGAUUUCAAGAUCUAAUAAUACUUUUUUUUUUUUUUUUUGUCAAAUGUUUUUGUAUCUCAUCUAGAACUCUAGUUUAGAUAUUUAAGAGCUUUUUUUUUUUUUUUUUUUUUUUUUUUUUAACUGAAAACAUGUUGUAUGGAAGCUUGUGACUUUUUAUCUCACAAUUCUGGCUUUUUUUUCUCAGAACUGCGAGAUAUAAACUUGCAAUUUUGAGAAAUAGUCACUUUUUUUCUCGCAGUUGCAAGUUAGUCUCGCAAUUGUGACUUUCUUUUCUCAAAACUGCAAGAUGUAAACUUGCAAUUGUGAGAAAAUAUCACUUUUUUUCUCAGAAUUGGACUUUAUAACUCACAAUUGCAAGUUUAUAUCUCACAAUUUUGACUUUUUUUUCUCACAAUUGUCAGUUUAUAUCUCGCAAUUGCAAGAAAAAUAGAAUUAUGAGUUAAAAAAGUCACAAUUACCUUUUGUAUUUUUUUUGUAUUACUCCGUGGCGGAAACAAGCUUCCAUAACAUUGGGAUAAUUUUGUAUUUCUUAGGUAAAGUGAAGGGCUUUUUCUACUUUCUUGUACAAAAUUUUAUGUUUAACUGGGAAGCCAUGUUUAUGUAGAGUGUUUUACCAGCUGAUUCAGUAGUACAAAACAUGUCUAUGCAAAUAGUUAAGACUUUGAUUAAAAGAAAACCUUGAUACAA